Messenger RNA from Echinops telfairi (small Madagascar hedgehog), 3579 nucleotides. RefSeq names its product mature T cell proliferation 1 (gene MTCP1). The transcript has 5 exons. Bases 2245 to 2568 code for a protein of 107 amino acids. Gene Ontology annotation, biological process: positive regulation of peptidyl-serine phosphorylation. Gene Ontology annotation, molecular function: protein serine/threonine kinase activator activity. The record is from RefSeq and is a predicted model, not a curated record. Lineage: Eukaryota; Metazoa; Chordata; Mammalia; Afrosoricida; Tenrecidae.
AGCUUCUUGGGAAGUUUCUAUACAUAAAUCACAUUAUAUAUAUGUUACUAUAUCUAAAUGUGUGUAACCACUGCUAUCAAGUCAAUUCUGACUCCAAGCAACCCUAUAUAAGUGCUAAAUAAGGCUGCCGCUACUGAGUUUUAACUUUCCCUUUAUAGAGGUCUGAGGUCACAAAGUUAGUGAGAUGCCCACAUUCUUGUCCAUGAUGCAAGCGAAUAUAUCAGUAGUCUCACCAUUGGUAAUUGGAAGAGAGCUUCUGAUAAAGUGAGUGCAUUCAACUGAGAAAAGUUUCCAGCUGUUUAAACACCUGCAAAUUAAAGACAAUCUGUACUUUCAGUAAAGGGCACAGGGAAUGCAGCAUAUAAAGGAAAACCUGUCCUCUUAGAUUGACUUCCCUGGGAAGCCCUCCUGGUUGUGUGUGUCCUCAGUUGAGAGCAGAAUCGACAAACGGGCUGCCUCAGUUAGGGUCCAUCUUAUCUGCUGUGGUGCUGUUCCCGGCAUCCAGGGAACCUUUAAGGUGUCCAUCUCUUCUAGUGCCUUCAUGGGUGAGAAAGCGAGAACGUUCUCUAAGCAAUUCUUGGAAUCCAUUUGCAUUUACAACUGGUAGUCUUUGAGCUGAGGUACAUCGUGUUCUGCAUAGCAUCCUGUACCUCGAUUUAUUGUGGGGUUUGAAGAGAUUAACUCUAGUUCAAGGGGUCAUGUAUUUUGUGUCACGUGGAGGAAAAAUAUUCUCUAGUCAGAUUGGGGAGAUGUGGAGGCAAACGAAAGCAUUUUUGCCCAAGUUAAUGGUCCAUGGAAAAUGAUGGGAACGUUCUGGUCACUGUUCUAGUCACAGAACCUGUAGGAGGUGGUUGUAACCCUCUUGUUCAGCCUUUGAUCACGCACAAGGCAGUUUCUCUGUCCCUUGAUCCCUGCAGUUGCCUUUGUUCACUGCUUAGGCCUGCUGACAUUCCACUGGCUCUCUUCUGAGGAGAUUUUGCAGUGACUCAUAGUCACUGUGACAUCUCCACUUCACUGGACUUCCUUUUAGUGUCAAGAUAGCAAAAGCCUGAUUGUUAUGAAAAGCGAAUUGAAAUGUUAGUAUGUUCAUUGUUGCUAGGACCUAUCCAUUAUCAUCGCUCAAAACCCAGACUUUAAAAUAUUGAUAUUAAUAUGUACUGAUUUUUGUUUGUAGCUCUCCUUUUCAAAGCCCUGGAAAGGAGAAGCAGCAGAAUAAUUGCAUCUGCUCGAUGGAAAACAAAUGGCUCUGAAACAAUAACAUUUAACUAGAGGCUUAGUCAUCUCUACCCAUGUAUGCAUGGCCAGUCAUUCCUUCCUACACACCAAACAUAUCCACCCACUCAUGGCUACUACUUGAGACUUUAGGCCCAAGGCUUUUAUCAUUCUUUCUAGUGAGGAAGUUACAGCGCUCUUUUUUUUUCUUGGUGGAGGGAUAGAGGUAGGGUGAUUUCUGAAACAAGUACAGAACAAAUGUACAACAGGGUAGUUGAUAAUUAAGGGCCAAAGUGUGUCCUUAGGUGUAGACAUAAAUGCUACAGUAAUCAUACAACCCAAACCAAACCCACUGCCAUCAAGUUGAUUCUGACUCAGAGAGACUCAGAGAUAGGGUUUCCAGGAAUGUCAUUUUUUCAGGAUCAGGCUGACUCAUCUUUCUCCCACAGAACUGGUGGAUUUGAACCACCGACUUCUCAGUUAGCAGCCCAAUGCUUAUUCAUGGAGGAGGCAGGUACCUAGACUAUGCCCUGAGAGUCAUGAAAUAGAAGUGAGUCUGGUAUUUGGGGGUGUUUAUUGACAUAGGGUAAAGCCUACAGGUAGGAUCGGAGUUUUAUAAGAAGUUGGCCUCGUAUAAAAAAAAAUAAAGUUAUUAUGGAUUCUUAAAUGGGGACCUGCUUUAGGAGGGUGAAUCUGGGUCUUACAUUCUAAUCGAUUAACUAGGGGAAGAGGCUAGUGACCAGUUUUGAUAAUGGAGUAAUUCAGACAUCAUGGUGACACGGAUUGAGAAGGGGCAGGGUGAAAACGAAGAACCAGAAAUGGUGUGAAGAAAGAAGGCUAAGUUUUCAGAGUGCAUCACUAAAACCAGAUAUCUUCUUAAGUCUCUAAAUGUAGUUUCUACUUUACUUUUAGGGAAGGUAAACCAAUGGUGUUAAGAGAAAGCAAAAAUAACAUCCAGAUCGUUGUCUUGGAAUUAAAAGGAUGGGCUUAGGUGGAGAAAAUCAGGGAUAGGAUUGGAACCCAAGGCCCAGAAUGGCAGGAGAGGAUGUGGGGGCUCCACCAGAUCACCUCUGGGUUCACCAAGAGGGUAUCUACCGCGACGAGUACCAGCGCACGUGGGUUGCUGUCGUGGAAGAGGAGACAAGUUGCCUCAGGGCACGAGUCCAGCAAGUUCAGGUCCCCUUAGGUGAUGCAGCUAGGCCAAGCCACCUCCUGACCUCCCAGCUACCGCUCAUGUGGCAGCUGUACCCCGAGGAGCACUACAUGGAUAACCAGUCUCGCUUGUGGCAGAUAGAGCAUCACUUAAUGGUCAGGGGAGUACAGGAGCUGUUGCUGAAGCUUUUGCCUCAUGAUUAACCUGGUGCUGGGAUUAUUGGAAGAAAUGCUCCUUUAUUCAAUUCAGUAUAUGGCAAUCACAUCGUACUCCACUGCAGUGCACCCACCCUGGGCCUGAGGGGGAGGGAGUGGGCUGAAGAACUGAUGCAGAAAGUUUAGGAAGGGUCAUGAAACUGCAGAGCCAGGGUUACACAGGCAGAAACCGUUAGUCAGGAUCCAGCGACUUGAAAUUGACUCCUUUGGAAAUUGCUGUAGAACCUUUCAUGGACAUCGUCGGCCGGGACUGGGAUCUGAUGAAUCCCACAAAAGUCAACACGUGCUACAGAACAGAUGCUCUGACCGCCAAGGACUUGGUACUGAUUUAGAGAAGAGAGCAGCUCCUGGCAACAUCAACAUCUAUUUGUUGCUAAUUUUCCCUGCAAUAAUCCACCGUCCUUUCCUUCUCCCAUCCUGUAAAUCUCCGAGUUUUUGCUCCAGUGUUGCCCAUCCCACUCCUGACCUAACUUGGGGUGGUGGUGGGGUGGUGGGGAGGAGUACUCACCUUGAUAAAAAUAGCUGCAAAGGCUCCUGGGCCUUUUUCCUUCCCGAAAUUGUGUCUUCAAAUGAUUAGGAGUCACUGAUCAAAAUCGGGAGCAACUUCAGCACAUUCUCUGGUCACAGAGACUUUAGGCUGGUUUGGGCCUGAGCACCAAACAACCUCUUAGCUGCUUUUCACUGGGACAGUUCUCAGGAAGUCAUAAUAGCACCAAACAUUGCUGCUUCCUGGGAAAGCACUUCCUGAACCGAAGUAGGCAGAUAGUUUAUAUGCAUUGGGAGGAAGGGUGGUUCACGUAGAAAAAGUUCUUCCACGUAUUGAGUCCUUGCUGUCUUCCAGGCACUAUUAUAUGCACUUUAUCUCCUCAAUCCCAUUCAGUCCUUCUACCAGUGCUUUGCACAGAAGUAAUAAGCACCAAGAGGCCAGGAGUUUAGUCAUUCACCCACUUAACCUGAGGGCAUUGGUUACCAUGGUAACGAUAAAUUGAUUGAAUUCAA